CUGCUUACAAUAAAGCAGAGUUCUGGUUUCUAGGGGUUAAUUGUAUGCAGAUGCAUCAUGGGAAUUCGCAUAUAUUUCAAUAAAAUAUAUUGAGGAAUACCUCGAAGCAACUGAUUCAUUUGCACGUGAGGCUCGAUUGGUUUUGCCUAUUUCCGGUUCUUACGACAACAACGCAGUGCACAUGGGGCACCGCAGCUAGUGACAGAUAGCGUUUUUAGCAUCCUUGUGAAGUGUAUUAUACAUUAUAUUAUUAUUAGUGACAACAUUAGAAGUUAUUAUGGGUAAGAAAAAGGCGGGAGGAUGCGGACUGGGCCGAGCUCUGAUGAAGGAGAGACUCCAGGCAGGCCGAGGAAACAAGAGGGGCGACUCCUGGCUCCACACCAGUGAGCUGAAUGAUGGCUAUGACUGGGGACGGCUGAACCUGCAGUCAGUGACAGAACAAAGCUCCAUGGAUGACUUUUUGGCCACUGCCGAACUGGCAGGAACAGAAUUUGUUGCAGAGAAACUCAACAUCAGGUUUGUGCCAGCAGAAGCUAGAGCAGGCUUACUAACAGCUGAGGAGAAAACCAGGCUGAAGAAGCUGCAUGAAGACAACAAGCAUUUCCUCAGAAUCCCUCGGCGCCCUCACUGGGAUGAAAGCACAAGCCCAGAUGCUCUUCAGCAAGCGGAGAAAGACAGCUUCUUGCUCUGGAGACGAGAGCUUGCACAGCUAGAAGAGGAACAGAAGUUAAUUCUCACCCCGUUUGAGAGAAACCUGGAGUUUUGGAGACAACUGUGGAGAGUGAUCGAGAGGAGUGACGUCGUCGUUCAAAUUGUAGAUGCCAGAAAUCCUCUGCUGUUUAGAUGUCCUGACCUGGAGGCGUAUGUAAAGGAAGUGUCAGAGCAUAAGGUGAACAUGCUGCUGGUGAAUAAGGCAGACCUGCUGUCCAGAGAGCAGAGGCGAGCCUGGGCCAGACACUUCCAGAAAGAGGGGCUGAGGGCAGUUUUCUGGUCGGCCCUGGCUGAGAGCGACAGACUGGACGCGGAAGAAAAGGGGAUGCAGGUGGAGGAUCCAGAGUGUGAUGAGAGUGACCCCGAGGAAGAACAGCCAAACAAUGAAGACUUGACCCAAGAAGGGGCAGCUGGAGAGAUGGAAAAGAAGAUGAUGGAAGAGGAGGAAGAGGAUGAAGAGGGAGAAGAGAGUGAUACAGAGGAAGAGCAACGGGAAAAGAUAAGUGUAGAAGAGGAGGACUGGUUCACCUGCUCAGAAGAUGAAGCAGAGGAAGAGGCUCUAGGUUCAUCCAGUAAAUCCUCCUUCCACAACUCCAGCCGUCUGCUGCAUAAAGAUGAGCUGCUGGACAUGUUUAAGUCUGUCCACAGCGGGCCCAGGUGUAAAGACGGACAACUGACAGUUGGACUAGUCGGGUAUCCUAAUGUGGGAAAGAGUUCCACCAUCAACACUAUCUUCAGAAACAAGAAGGUGUCUGUUUCAGCCACUCCUGGACACACGAAGCACUUUCAGACUCUGUAUGUGGAGCCAGGCCUGUGCCUCUGUGACUGCCCUGGUCUGGUCAUGCCUUCCUUUGUAUCCACCAAAGCUGAGAUGAUCUGCUCCGGGAUCCUGCCCAUUGACCAGAUGAGAGAUCACGUACCUGCAGUCUCCCUUGUAUGUCAGCUGAUCCCUCGGCAUGUGUUAGAGGGCACGUAUGGUGUCAACAUCAUCCGACCACGAGAAGAUGAAGACCCCGACAGGCCCCCCACUUCUGAGGAGCUGCUUAUGGCUUAUGGAUACAUGAGGGGCUUUAUGACAUCACAUGGCCAGCCUGACGAGUCCAGAUCAGCCCGGUACAUCCUGAAAGAUUAUGUCUGUGGAAAGCUUCUGUACUGCCAUCCUCCUCCACACAUUCACGCUGACGACUUCCAGCCGCAGCACAGCAAGUUCCUGAAAAGAGACGCAGACUGCUGCGACCUCUCCACAACAACACACAAACAACAGAAAAUCAAGAGAAUUGAAAAUGUGGUCGACAAGAACUUCUUCCAUCAGGAGAAUGUGCGGGCGCUCACCAAGGGGGUUCAGUCUUUCAUGGGCUACAAGCCAGGCAGCGGACCUGUUGGCCCAGGAAAAGCUGGAUCAGAGACAGUGGUGGGGAAACCCUGGAAAAAACAUGGCAACAGGAACAAGAAAGAGAAAGUACGCCGUCUUACCAAGCAUCUGGAUGCCUGAUGAUGAUCUGAAAUCAACGCACGUUUAAUUUCAGGUCAUUUCAGCAGGAGUAGAAGAACCCUGGACUACAGCUCAUCCAUGAUUCCAAAGGAAUUAAUGCUGAGUAGUGUCUGUAGAUGGAUGAAAGCUCCUAAAUCCUGUGUGAAUGGAAAGGUCAGGCUAUCUCGAUAUUAAUAAAUGAGGUGCAUAAUCUGUCAUCUACAGCUCUGGUUAGAAAAUCAUAUUGGUGCAAAGCAUUCCAUCAACUGGAUCACCAGUUGUACACCAGAUCCAAACAUGUUUGGAAAUGGACCUAACAUCCACAGGGUUUGAAUUUUAUAUGACAUUGAACAGGACAGUUUGUAUUUUAAGGAAUUUUAAAGACACAUCAUCUGAAUAAACAAUUAAUUACUGUAUGUUUGAUAAUGACUUUAACCGUACAUACACGUGAUUAAUGUAACUAAGAUGGAAUAUAAAAACAGUUGAAUAUUU
Molecule: messenger RNA, 2674 nt
Organism: Plectropomus leopardus (leopard coralgrouper)
Lineage: Eukaryota; Metazoa; Chordata; Actinopteri; Perciformes; Serranidae
Source: RefSeq, a predicted model, not a curated record